Molecule: messenger RNA, 2344 nt
Organism: Alligator mississippiensis (American alligator)
Lineage: Eukaryota; Metazoa; Chordata; Crocodylia; Alligatoridae
Gene: LRAT
Product: lecithin retinol acyltransferase
Exons: 2
Coding region: 1130-1795 (221 amino acids)
Biological process (GO): retinol metabolic process
Molecular function (GO): phosphatidylcholine-retinol O-acyltransferase activity
Source: RefSeq, a predicted model, not a curated record
GCUCUGGCGGAGGGGCAAGUGCGCGCCCACUUGUCACCGCCGCGCCCGCUGCGGAGCGCAGCAGCUUCCCCCCGGGCCCGAGGCAAAGGAGUGGGCACGGGCUGCCGGGGCAGAAGCAGUUCCAGGCUCCCGGGCUUGCUCCGAUCACCCCCGAGGAGGCCACCCCCGGCCGGGGCCCGGCGCCCGAGAGGCGUCUCCGUUGCAGAGCAAGCAGGGCUGGCAGCGGCGCCACCGCCUCUCGGGCAACCAGGAGCAAGUGCGAAGGGAGGCGGAGCGGAGCCAGAGCCAGGCGCCCCAGGGCCCUGCCCUCCGCUUGUCUCGACCCGGGCCGGGACUUGCACUUGAAAGCCGUGCCCCCGCGAAAAGGGGCUUUACUACUUGCUUCCAAGCCCCUGCAGGCAGAGAGAAUGGGGCUGGGCUGUUCUCCGCGGGGCAGACGACGGAACAAGAAGCAACGGGCUCAAGCCGCAACAAGGGGAGUUUAGGUUGGAUCUUAGGAAAAACUCUCUCACCAGGAGGGUGGUGAAGCACUGGAACAGGCUACCCGGAGAAGGUGGGAUCUCCAUCCUUGGAAGUGUGUAAGGCCCAUUGGCUGGGAGGAUCUAAGCUGGGGAUGCUCCUGCUUGGAUCAAGGGGCUGCGCUGGAUGAUCCCCGAGGUCCCUUCCACCCCUCGCUUUCUGUGACUCCAAAGGCUUCAGGCGGCUGCGAGGGGCCACCCAAAGCCUUCCAGUGCCCACGCGGCUGCCCGGCUUCCCCUUGCCCCCUCCCUCCCCUGCCAGCUAGGGGAAGGCCCCGGGGGCGCUCAGCUCUGCUUCGGAGCAGCCUUUUCCCCAGGCCGGGGGCAGGCCCGGUGCCCAGCCUGGACGCGGCGCUGUUUCUUUUCCGAAAUGCCACCAAGCGCAUCCCAAGGCCCGUCGCAUCCCGCAGGUGCCCAGCGCGUCCCCCGGGGCGCGGAGCUCGAAGCUCCCCCGCCCCCCAGCGCCGAGCACCCCACUUCUUUGUGACGCAGCCCCGCCCCGCCGCGCCUCGCCCAAUGGGGCUGCCGGGCGCGGCCCCGCCCCCGCCGGGGGGCAUAAAAGGCGGGAGGGCGGCGUGGUCGCUCGCAGUGGUGGCUGCGGCAAGCGCAGCAUGGACGGGUCUCUCGCCUCGCUGCUGCUCGACAAGCUGCUGCUCCUGGCCAACCUCAAGCUGUGGCAGGCGGGCGCGGAGGGCAGCGAGGCGCGGCCCGAGGCCCUGCGGCGGGGCGACCUGCUGGAGGUGCCCCGCACUCUCUUCACGCACUACGGUAUCUACCUGGGCGACAACCGCGUGGCGCACCUGAUGCCGGACAUCCUGCCCGCCCUCACCGCCGACCCACGGCACCUGGGCCGGGCCGUCACCAACGCGCGCCUGCUGCUGGGCGUCCUGGCCAAGGUGGCCAGCAUCCGCGUGGACACGGUGCGGGACUUCGCCUACGGCGCCAGCAUCCACGUCAACAGCCUGGACGCGCUGCUCAAGAGCCCGGCGCUGGGCGCCGAGGAGGUGGCGGGCCGGGCGGAGCGGCUGCUGGGCGCCUGGCCCUACAGCCUGCUCUGGAACAACUGCGAGCACUUCGUCACCCACUGCCGCUACGGCGCGGCCGCCAGCCUGCAGACCGACAAGCUCUGCGAAACACUGAAGAUGAUCAUUCGGGACCAGAGGAGCAUUCUUGUUUCGGUGCUCUUGGGACUGGCAUCUAUCAUGUGCCUAGGUCUGGCACCAUCUACCACCCUGCCCACUAUCUUUAUUCCAUUUAUCUUGUGGAUGGCUGGCUAACAGAACCAACCAGCACCUGUACAUGGAACAUAUAGUAUUAAUUUGUAUUUAUAAAAGCACACAUUACUUAUCAGCGUUGUGUAAAGAGAAAAAUGUAACAUAACCUUGCGUAAUGUUUUAAAAUUCAUCCUUAUCCAGAACACAAUGCACAAGAAUAGCUUACUGUGUAAGCCAAAUAAGCAGAUUUCCUGAAAAUCUCACUGGAAGGUAAACUUAAAACCCCUUUUAAAGCCAUGAAAGAGCAGGGACAUGAUAGUUUUGCUCUCUGCUUUCAGUUGUAAAGGUUCUUGUGAAUGUAUUGUAUAUACAUUUUAAACUAUUUACUCAAGUUUUAUCAUGAUAGUAAAGAUCAGAGUUUCAUUCUGAAACUGGAUGGAAUCACUAGAAGUGAAGAUAGCUGAAAAUAAGCUAUUUUAAUUUCACUUCUUUAAGUAAAUCUGUAUUUGGGGAAAUUGUUAUUACAAACUUAAAUUGUACUAAUUUUUAGCAAUGUUGCUUUUUUUUAAAUUUGUCUUCGUAAUAAACUAAAUUUUAUUCUGUGAUAGUAAA